Molecule: messenger RNA, 1703 nt
Organism: Brassicogethes aeneus
Lineage: Eukaryota; Metazoa; Arthropoda; Insecta; Coleoptera; Nitidulidae
Source: the annotation of a GenBank genome assembly
AUUAGAGGUCGGCGAUCAGCUGUCAGUAAAUCAAGAAAGUCUUGCUCGGUUAUGAAAUAAUAAUUAUUUUGCAAGGUUUUAAACAAAUGUAGCCUUGAUAGUUAACAAAAAUAUUAAUUAUGCUUACAAAAAUAGUUCGUUUGGGCAUUGUGGCCACUAAAUAUCAAAAGCCCACUGAGUCAAAAUACUUAGUGCCCAUUUUAGCAGUUCAAAAUAAUAGACAAUACCAAUGGAGAGAAUACAAGAACUUCGGACACAAAACCAAAAAAGAACCCAAAAUCUCAAGAGCAUAUUAUACGUUUUUAUUCCUUGGAGUUUUAGGAUGUAGCCUUGAUUAUAAAUGGGUGAAGGAUCAUUUACCAAGUGUUAGAGCUGAAUCUGAUAAUUCUAGAGAUAGUAUUGAAAAUGAGAACAAAGUCGAUGAAGUGGCAGAAGAAGAGGUUAAGAAGAAGAAACACAGAAGAGAAAAAGUUGGCUUCAGAGACAGAAAGAUAAUAGAAUAUGAAAAUAGAAUGAGGUCAUAUUCCACCCCAGACAAGAUUUUUCGAUAUUUUGCCACUGUUAAACUUAUCAGUGAAAAUAACGAGGUCUACAUGACACCUGAUGAUUUCUUACGGGCAAUCACUCCAGGAAUGAAACAACCUGAUGGUCUGGGCUUAGAUCAGUACAGAAGAUACGAUCCCAAGACCGUCCAGCAAAAGCUUGAACUCACUUUGGAUGAAGAUAGCAUUUUUUAUAAACUGGGAAGUGCAGGACUUAUAACCUUUUCUGAUUAUAUAUUUUUGCUGACUGUUCUAUCAACUUCAAGACGUCAUUUUGAAAUCGCUUUCCGUAUGUUUGAUUUAAACGGAGACGGUGACGUCGAUUGCGAAGAAUUCGAAAAAGUCGCCACCUUGAUUAGGCAACAAACGAGCAUCGGUUCCAGACAUCGCGACCAUGCAAACACCGGAAACACAUUUAAAGGCGUUAACUCGGCUUUGACAACUUACUUUUUCGGUCCGACUCUAAAGCAAAAGUUGACGAUCGAGAAAUUCCUGGAUUUCCAGGAAAAAUUGCAAAGGGAAAUUUUGAGUUUGGAGUUCUCGAGGAAAACUCCAGACGAUAACGGAAAUAUCACCGAAGCUGAUUUUACCGAGCUUUUGCUUGCCUACGCGGGUUAUCCACAAAAGAAAAAAAUACGUAUGCUGAAGAGAGUAAAGAAAACUUUCAGAGAUCAUGGUAAAGGUAUAUCGAGGGAAGACUAUCUCAACUUCUUCCAUUUCUUGAACAACAUUAAUGAUGUCGAUACUGCUUUAACUUUUUACCACAUUGCUGGAGCCUCAAUUGAUCAACCAACUUUAAAACAUGUUGCCAAAACGGUUGCUCACGUUGACUUGAGCGAUCAUGUUAUCCACGUUGUUUUCACCAUUUUUGACGAAAAUCAGGAUGGACAGCUAAGCAACAAGGAAUUCAUAGCAGUAAUGAAGAAUCGUCUACUAAGAGGUUUGGAAAAACCAAAAGACACCGGUUUCGUCAAAUUGAUGCAGUCAAUUUUAAAAUGCGCCAAGGAAACCAAACCUGCUUUAUUGGAUAUAUAAAUUAAUUAAUAGUUUUUUACUUAAAUCGGAUUGUUUAAAUUUUAUUAUGUUUUUUAUCUCUACUUAUCUGCCUCAUUUUAACAUUAUUAAGCCUAUUUUAAAGUUUACAUAAAGUUAUAAAAUGUU